Messenger RNA from Scomber scombrus (Atlantic mackerel), 782 nucleotides. RefSeq lists its product as uncharacterized. The transcript is spliced from 6 exons. Gene Ontology annotation, biological process: protein modification process; endosome to lysosome transport; protein transport. The coding region runs from base 112 to 678 and encodes 188 amino acids. Lineage: Eukaryota; Metazoa; Chordata; Actinopteri; Scombriformes; Scombridae. Gene Ontology annotation, molecular function: ubiquitin binding. The record is from RefSeq and is a predicted model, not a curated record. Gene Ontology annotation, cellular component: ESCRT I complex.
GGAGAAGAGGUUAUCCAUAAACCUAAGACAGCAGGAAGGCCAAGGGUUGUUGACUGUUGGUGAUCGAAGAUGCAAAGCUCUAACGUAUUGCUUUUCAAAUGAUCCAUAAUCAUGCCAUACUACAAAGAAACAAUCAAGAAAAUGCUCCCUAAGACAUAUCUUCGCAAAUAUGUGGCCCAUGAAAUAUAUAUGGCACUGACUCACUUCAAAACUCUUCAACCCAUGAUGGAUAAAUAUGUUUACAAUGACGGAACCACAAAGGUCUUGAUGCGUCUAAGCGGAACUAUUCCUGUCAUGUUUAAAGACCGGAGCUACAACAUCCCUAUAUGCCUGUGGGUUGAGGAUAGCUACCCCCAGACUGCCCCCAUCUGCUACGUCAGACCUACGCCUGACAUGUGGAUAGUAACAGGAAAGUUUAUCUCCAGCGAUGGUGAAGUCAAGCUGCCGUACCUGCAGGAGUGGAAACAGGGUGAGUGUGACCUAGUGAACCUACUGCAGGUGAUGGCUGCGACAUUUGGAGAAUUUCCUCCAUUAUGUAAGCAGUAUCCAGAGCUUCAACAAGCCUCUUGUUGGCAACAGUAUCACAGGCAAGCAGAAGUACUUUCAAUGGCAGACGGAAGUUUGUAUUUGUCUUUGGCCAGAGAAGAAGGUCAGCAAGAAAAUGAAACAAAUUGUUAGUCUUUUGUGGACUUUAACAAUUAUUUGUUCUCUGUAUUUGUUUGUGUUGCCUAUAACAAGUUUUAUCCUGUGCACAGUGUCAGAUGGUAUCCAUUUAAAUGUUU